AGAUACCGGGAUCACCAGCGCCGGCGGAGCCAGCGGUGGCUUGGAGGCUGUGUCCGCACGCCGCUGGAGUGAGGCGGCGGGGCCUUUGCGCGUCAGGAUUGACAACUGGGAGGAAACUGGCGGAAAGAUGCCCUCUGAUUCUUUCUGCUUGGCUGCCCAGACUCGACUUGACUCCAAAUGGUUGAAAACAGAUAUACAGCUUGCAUUCACAAGAGAUGGGCUCUGUGGCUUGUGGAAUGAAAUGGUUAAAGAUGGAGAAAUUGUAUAUACGGGGACAGAAUUAAACCAGAAUGGAGAGCUUCCUCCUAGAAAAGAUGAUGGUGUUGAUACUCAAAGUGGAACAAAGAAAGAAGAUCUGAAUGACAAAGAGAAAAAAGAUGAAGAAGAAACUCCUGCACCUGCAUGUAGGGCCAAAUCAAUCCUAGAGAGCUGGGUAUGGGGCAAGCAACCAGAUGUGAAUGAACUGAAGGAAUGUCUUUCUGUGUUGGUUAAAGAGCAGCAAGCUCUGGCCAUGCAGUCAGCCACUACUACCCUUUCAGCCUUGAGACUCAAGCAGAGGCUGGUCAUCUUGGAACGGUACUUCAUUGCCUUGAAUAGAACUGUUUUCCAGGAGAAUGUCAAAGUUAAGUGGAAAAGCAGCAGCGUUUCUUUGCCUCCUGUGGACAAAAAGAGUUCCCGGCCCACAGGCAAAGGAGUGGAAGGACUUGCGAGAGUUGGAUCCCGAGCAGCUCUCUCCUUUGCCUUUGCCUUCUUACGCAGGGCCUGGCGGUCAGGGGAGGAUGCAGAUCUCUGCAGCGAGCUGUUACAGGAGUCCCUGGAUGCCUUGAGAGCCCUGCCUGAGGCUUCACUCUUUGAUGAGAGCACGGUGUCCUCUGUGUGGCUGGAGGUGGUAGAGAGAGCAACCAGGUUCCUCAGGUCUGUUGUGACAGGGGAUGUUCAUGGAACGCCUGGUACCAAAGGGCCGGGAAGCAUUCCCCUUCAGGACCAGCACCUGGCCCUGGCCAUCCUGUUAGAGCUGGCUGUGCAGAGAGGCACGCUGAGCCAAAUGUUAUCUGCCAUCCUGUUGUUGCUUCAACUGUGGGACAGUGGGACCCAGGAAACUGACAAUGAACGGUCCGCCCAGGGCACCAGCGCCCCCCUUCUCCCUUUGUUGCAAAGAUUCCAGAGCAUCAUCUGCAGUAAAGAUGCCCCUCAUACAGAUGGUGACACUCACCUUUUGUCUGGUCCUUUGAGCCCCAAUGAGAGUUUCCUGAGGUACCUUACUCUUCCACAAGACAAUGAACUUGCCAUUGACUUAAGACAAACUGCGGUUGUUGUCAUGGCCCAUUUAGACCGCCUGGCUACUCCCUGUAUGCCACCUCUGUGUAGCUCACCAACGUCUCAUAAGGGAUCAUUGCAAGAAGUCAUAGGAUGGGGGUUAAUAGGAUGGAAAUACUAUGCCAAUGUGAUUGGUCCAAUUCAGUGUGAAGGACUUGCCAACCUGGGGGUCACGCAGAUCGCCUGUGCAGAAAAGCGCUUCCUGAUCUUGUCGAGGAAUGGCCGCGUGUAUACGCAGGCCUACAACAGUGACACGCUGGCCCCACAGCUGGUCCAGGGUCUUGCCUCCAGAAACAUUGUGAAGAUUGCUGCCCAUUCUGAUGGUCACCACUACCUGGCUCUGGCAGCCACGGGAGAGGUGUACUCCUGGGGUUGUGGGGAUGGUGGUCGACUGGGCCACGGGGAUACUGUGCCUUUGGAAGAGCCUAAGGUGAUAUCUGCUUUCUCUGGAAAACAGGCUGGGAAGCAUGUGGUGCACAUCGCGUGUGGAAGCACAUAUAGUGCGGCCAUCACUGCCGAGGGGGAGCUAUAUACCUGGGGCCGAGGGAACUACGGCCGACUAGGCCACGGCUCCAGUGAAGAUGAGGCCAUUCCAAUGCUGGUAGCUGGGCUUAAAGGAUUGAAGGUCAUUGAUGUGGCAUGCGGGAGCGGGGAUGCUCAAACCCUGGCCGUGACAGAGAAUGGUCAGGUGUGGUCUUGGGGAGAUGGUGACUAUGGGAAAUUGGGCAGAGGUGGUAGUGAUGGCUGCAAAACACCAAAGCUUAUUGAGAAGCUUCAAGACUUGGAUGUCGUGAAGGUUCGAUGUGGAAGUCAGUUUUCUAUUGCUUUGACGAAAGAUGGCCAAGUUUAUUCAUGGGGAAAAGGUGACAACCAGAGACUUGGGCAUGGAACAGAAGAACAUGUUCGUUAUCCCAAACUCUUGGAAGGCUUGCAAGGGAAGAAGGUAAUUGAUGUGGCUGCAGGCUCCACCCACUGCCUGGCUCUGACUGAGGACAGCGAGGUCCAUAGCUGGGGGAGCAACGACCAGUGCCAGCACUUUGACACCUUGCGUGUGACCAAGCCAGAACCCGCUGCACUGCCAGGACUGGAUACCAAACACAUAGUUGGAAUUGCCUGUGGACCUGCUCAGAGUUUUGCUUGGUCGUCUUGUUCUGAGUGGUCCAUUGGCCUCCGUGUCCCAUUUGUGGUAGACAUCUGCUCAAUGACUUUUGAGCAGCUGGACCUCCUAUUGCGGCAAGUGAGUGAGGGGAUGGAUGGCACUGCGGACUGGCCCCCACCUCAAGAGAAAGAGUGCAUGGCUGUGGCAACGCUGAAUCUUCUACGACUUCAGUUACAUGCUGCCAUUAGUCACCAAGUUGACCCAGAAUUCCUUGGUUUAGGUCUGGGCAGCGUCCUCCUCAACAGCCUGAAACAGACCGUGGUGGCCCUGGCCAGCAGUGCAGGCGUCCUAAGCACUGUGCAGGCAGCUGCCCAGGCUGUGCUGCAGAGCGGGUGGUCCGUGCUUCUGCCCACCGCUGAGGAGAGGGCCCGGGCACUCUCUGCUCUCCUGCCCUGUGCAGUUUCAGGCAAUGAAGUUAACAUAAGUCCAGGUCGUCGAUUCAUGAUUGAUCUUCUGGUGGGCAGCUUGAUGGCUGAUGGAGGCUUAGAGUCAGCCUUAAAUGCAGCCAUUACUGCAGAAAUCCAGGAUAUAGAAGCCAAAAAAGAAGCACAGAAGGAAAAAGAAAUUGAUGAACAAGAAGCCAAUGCCUCAACAUUUCACAGAAGUAGGACUCCAUUGGAUAAAGAUCUUAUUAAUACAGGGAUCUAUGAAUCUUCUGGAAAACAGUGUUUGCCUUUGGUUCAGCUCAUACAACAGCUUCUUAGAAACAUUGCUUCUCAGACAGUAGCCAGAUUGAAAGAUGUUGCCCGUCGGAUCUCAUCAUGUCUAGACUUUGAGCAACAUAGUCGUGAAAGAACUGCUUCAUUGGAUUUGUUGCUGCGCUUUCAGCGCCUACUUAUCAGUAAACUUUAUCCAGGAGAAAGUAUUGGUCAGACCUCAGAUAUUUCUAGUCCUGAGCUUAUGGGUGUCGGUUCCUUACUGAAGAAGUACACAGCCCUUUUGUGCACACACAUUGGCGACAUACUGCCUGUGGCAGCCAGCAUUGCUUCCACCAGCUGGCGGCACUUUGCAGAGGUGGCCUGCAUUGUGGAAGGGGACUUCACUGGUGUUCUUCUUCCAGAACUAGUAGUUUCUAUAGUGCUUCUGCUCAGUAAAAAUGCUGGUCUCAUGCAGGAGGCUGGAGCUGUCCCUCUGAUGGGUGGAUUGUUAGAACAUCUGGAUCGGUUCAACCACCUGGCACCGGGAAAGGAAAGGGAUGACCAUGAAGAGUUAGCCUGGCCUGGCAUCAUGGAGUCAUUUUUUACAGGUCAGAACUGUAGAAAUAAUGAGGAGGUGACACAGAUACGCAAAGCUGAUUUGGAGAACCACAAUAAAGAUGGAGGCUUCUGGACGGUGAUUGAUGGGAAAGUGUAUGAUAUAAAGGACUUCCAGACACAGUCAUUAACAGGAAAUAGUAUUCUUGCUCAGUUUGCAGGGGAAGACCCAGUGGUAGCUUUGGAAGCUGCUUUGCAGUUUGAAGACACUCGGGAAUCGAUGCAUGCCUUCUGUGUUGGCCAGUAUCUGGAGCCUGACCAAGAAGUUGUUACCAUACCAGAUCUGGGAAGUCUCUCUUCGCCUCUGAUAGAUACAGAGAGGAAUCUGGGCCUGCUUCUCGGAUUACAUGCUUCCUAUUUAGCUAUGAGCACACCGCUGUCUCCGGUUGAGAUCGAAUGUGCCAAGUGGCUUCAGUCAUCCAUCUUCUCUGGAGGCCUGCAGACCAGCCAGAUCCACUAUAGCUACAAUGAGGAGAAAGAUGAGGACCAUUGUAGCUCUCCUGGGGGCACUCCUGCCAGCAAGUCCCGACUCUGCUCCCACAGACGGGCCCUGGGCGACCAUUCCCAGGCAUUCCUGCAAGCUAUUGCUGAUAAUAACAUCCAGGAUCACAAUGUGAAGGACUUUCUGUGUCAAAUAGAAAGGUACUGUAGGCAGUGCCACUUGACCACACCAAUCACAUUUCCUCCUGAACAUCCUGUGGAAGAGGUUGGCCGCUUACUGUUAUGUUGCCUUUUAAAGCAUGAAGAUUUAGGUCACGUGGCAUUAUCUUUAGUUCAUGCAGGAACACUUGGUAUUGAGCAAGUAAAGCACAGAACAUUGCCUAAAUCAGUAGUGGAUGUUUGUAGAGUUGUCUACCAGGCAAAAUGUUCACUCAUUAAGACACAUCAAGAACAGGGUCGUUCUUACAAGGAAGUCUGUGCUCCAGUCAUCGAACGUUUGAGAUUCCUCUUUAAUGAACUAAGACCUGCAGUUUGUAAUGAUCUCUCUAUAAUGUCCAAGUUUAAACUGUUAAGUUCUUUGCCCCGUUGGAGGAGGAUAGUUCAGAAGAUAAUUCGAGAACGAAGGAAAAAGAGAGUUCCUAAGAAGCCAGAAUCUACUGAUGAUGAAGAAAAAAUUGGAAAUGAAGAGAGUGAUUUAGAAGAAGCAUGCAUUUUGCCUCACAGUCCUAUAAAUGUGGACAAAAGACCCAUUACAAUUAAAUCACCUAAGGAUAAAUGGCAGCCACUGUUGAGUACGGUUACAGGUGUUCACAAAUACAAAUGGUUGAAGCAGAAUGUUCAGGGUCUUUAUCCACAGUCUGCACUCCUCAGCACAAUUGCUGAAUUUGCCCUUAAGGAAGAGCCAGUGGAUGUGGAAAAAAUGAGAAAGUGCCUAUUAAAACAGUUGGAGAGAGCAGAGGUUCGUCUGGAAGGGAUAGAUACAAUUUUAAAACUGGCAACCAAAAAUUUCUUACUUCCAUCUGUACAGUAUGCUAUGUUCUGUGGAUGGCAAAGACUUAUUCCUGAGGGGAUUGAUAAAGGGGAACCUCUUACAGAUUGUUUAAAGGAUGUUGAUUUGAUCCCACCUUUUAAUCGGAUGCUACUGGAAGUAACUUUUGGCAAGCUGUAUGCUUGGGCUGUUCAGAAUAUUCGAAAUGUUUUGAUGGAUGCAAAUGCCAAAUUUAAAGAGCUUGGUAUCCAGCCUGUCCCCCUACAAACCAUUACCAAUGAGAAUCCUUCAGGACCAAGCCUGGGGACGACCCCACAAGCUCGCUUUCUCCUGGUCAUGCUCAGUAUGCUCACCCUGCAGCAUGGUGCAAACAACCUGAACCUCCUGCUGAACUCCGGCACACUCGCCCUCACACAGACAGCACUUCGGCUUAUUGGUCCUAGUUGUGAUAAUGUUGAAGAGGAUAUGAAUGCUUCUGCCCGAGGAGCUUCUGCUACAGUUUUGGAAGAGACAAGGAAGGAAACGGCUCCGGUGCAGCUUCCAGUUUCAGGGCCAGAACUGGCUGCCAUGAUGAAGAUUGGAACCAGGGUCAUGAGAGGUGUUGAUUGGAAAUGGGGUGAUCAGGAUGGACCUCCUCCUGGUCUUGGCCGUGUGAUUGGUGAACUGGGAGAGGACGGAUGGAUCAGGGUCCAGUGGGACACGGGCAGCACCAACUCCUACAGGAUGGGGAAGGAGGGGAAGUAUGACCUCAAGUUGGCAGAGCUGCCAGCCUCCACACAGCCCUCAGCAGAGGACUCGGACACAGAGGAUGACUCUGAAGCUGAACAAAUUGAAAGGAACAUUCAUCCCACUGCAAUGAUGCUUACCAGUACUGUUAAUUUAUUGCAAACUCUUUGUCUCUCUGCUGGAGUCCACGCUGAAAUCAUGCAGAGUGAAGCCACCAAGACCCUGUGUGGACUGCUGCGAAUGUUAGUGGAAAGUGGAACGACGGACAAGACAUCAUCCCCAAACAGGCUGGUGUGCCGGGAGCAGCACCGGAGCUGGUGCACGCUGGGCUUCGUGCGGAGCAUCGCGCUCACGCCACACAUGUGUGCUGCCCUCAGCUCCCCACAGUGGAUUGCCCUGCUCAUGAAGGUCGUGGAGGGACAUGCACCUUUCACCGCCGCCUCCCUGCAGCGGCAGAUAUUAGCUGUGCAUUUACUGCAAGCAGUGCUUCCAUCCUGGGACAAAACCGAAAGGGCAAGGGAUAUGAAAUGCCUUGUGGAAAAGCUGUUUGGUUUCCUGGGCAGCUUGCUCACCACCUGUUCUUCAGAUAUCCUAUUCCUCAGAGAAUCUACUCUGAGGCGGCGGAGGGCACGCCCGCAGGCCUCCCUGACCGCCACCCAUAGCAGCACCCUGGCAGAAGAGGUGGUGGCGCUGCUCCGCACACUUCACUCCUUGGGUCAGUGGAAUGGACUCAUAAACAAGUACAUCAACUCUCAGCUCCAUUCCGUCACCCGCAGCUGCACAGGAAAGCCGUCAGAGGGGGCCCUGUUAGAGGACUACUUUCCUGAUUCUGAAAACCCUGAGGUGGGGGGCCUCAUGGCAGUCCUGGCUGUGAUCGGAGGCAUCGAUGGUCGCCUGCGCCUCGGGGGACAAGUCAUGCACGAUGAGUUUGGAGAAGGCACGGUGACUCGCAUCACCCCGAAGGGCAGAAUCACUGUACAGUUCUCAGACAUGAGGAUGUGUCGUGUUUGCCCAUUGAAUCAGCUGAAACCACUCCCUGCCGUGGCAUUCAGUGUCACCAACCUGCCCUUCACAGAGCCGAUGCUGUCUGUCUGGGCUCAAUUGGUAAACCUCGCUGGAAGCAAAUUGGAAAAGCAUAAAGUAAAGAAAUCACCUAAACAGGGUUUUGCAGGACAAGUAGACCUGGAUCUGCUGAGGUGCCAGCAGUUAAAACUGUACAUCCUGAAGGCAGGCCGUGCACUGCUUUCCCACCAGGACCAGCUCAGGCAGAUCUUGUCUCAGCCAGCUGUUCAGGAAGUCACAGCUGCUCAUACAGAUGAUGGAGCAGCUGCAUCCCCUGACCUUGGGGACAUGUCUCCUGAAGGGCCGCAGCCUCCAAUGAUCCUCUUGCAGCAGUUACUGGCCUCGGCCACCCAGCCAUCUCCAGUGAAGGCCAUAUUUGACAAGCAGGAGCUAGAGGCUGCAGCUCUGGCUGUAUGUCAGUGUUUGGCUGUGGAGUCCACUCACCCGUCAAGCCCAGUGUUUGAAGACUGCAGCUCCAGUGAGGCCACAACGCCUGUCCCUGUGCAGCAUGUUCGUCCUGUCAGAGUAAAGAAGCGCAAACAGUCACCUGCCCCUGCUCUGCCUAUUGUGGUUCAGCUAAUGGAAAUGGGAUUUCCUAGAAGGAACAUAGAGUUUGCGCUGAAGUCACUCACUGGUGCCUCUGGGAAUGCUGCUGGCUUGCCAGGCGUGGAGGCCUUGGUUGGGUGGCUGCUGGACCAUGCUGAUGUGCAGGUCACAGAUCUCUCGGAUGCAGACACAGGGUCUGAGGAGUGUUCAGAUGAGGAGGUGGUGGAGGAUGUGGACGACUCGGCCUACGCUGUGUCUACUGGUGCUGUUGUAACAGAGAGCCAGACAUACAAAAAACGAGCUGAUUUCUUGAGUAAUGAUGAUUAUGCUGUGUAUGUGAGAGAGAAUAUUCAGGUGGGAAUGAUGGUUAGAUGCUGUCGAACAUAUGAAGAAGUGUGUGAAGGAGACGUGGGCAAAGUUAUCAAAUUGGAUAGAGAUGGACUACAUGACCUCAAUGUUCAGUGUGAUUGGCAGCAGAAAGGAGGCACUUACUGGGUUAGGUAUAUUCAUGUGGAACUUAUUGGCUAUCCUCCACCAAGUUCUCCGUCUCACAUAAAGAUUGGUGAUAAAGUUCACGUCAAAGCCUCAGUCACCACACCAAAAUACAAGUGGGGAUCUGUGACUCAUCAAAGUGUGGGGGUUGUGAAAGCUUUCAGUGCAAAUGGAAAAGAUGUCAUUGUCGACUUUCCUCAGCAGUCUCACUGGACUGGGCUGUUGUCAGAAAUGGAGUUGGUGCCUAGUGUUCAUCCUGGGGUUACGUGUGAUGGCUGUCAGAUGUUUCCUAUCAAUGGAUCUAGAUUCAAAUGCAGGAACUGUGAUGACUUUGAUUUUUGUGAAACCUGUUUCAAGACCAGAAAACACAAUACUAGGCAUACGUUUGGCAGAAUAAAUGAACCAGGACAGUCUGCAAUAUUUUGUGGCCGUUCUGGAAAACAGCUGAAGCGUUGUCACAGCACUCAGCCAGGCAUGCUUCUGGAUAGCUGGUCCCGGAUGGUAAAGAGCCUAAAUGUGUCAUCUUCUGUGAACCAGGCUUCUCGUCUUAUUGAUGGCAGUGAGCCCUGCUGGCAGUCAUCUGGUUCACAAGGAAAGCAUUGGAUUCGUUUGGAGAUUUUCCCAGAUGUUCUUGUUCAUAGAUUAAAAAUGAUAGUUGAUCCCGCUGACAGUAGCUACAUGCCUUCCCUGGUAGUGGUGUCAGGUGGAAAUUCCCUAAAUAAUCUAAUUGAACUAAAGACAAUCAAUAUUAACCCCACUGACACCACAGUGUCCCUUCUGAAUGACUGCACAGAGUAUCACAGGUAUAUUGAAAUUGCUAUAAAGCAGUGCAGGAGCUCAGGAAUUGAUUGUAAAAUCCAUGGUCUUAUCCUGCUGGGACGCAUCCGUGCAGAGGAGGAAGAUUUGGCUGCAGUUCCUUUCUUAGCCUCAGAUAAUGAAGAGGAAGAAGACGAAAAAGGCAACAGUGGGAGCCUUAUUAGAAAGAAGACUGCAGGGCUGGAAUCGGCAGCUACAAUAAGAACCAAGGUGUUUGUGUGGGGACUGAAUGACAAGGACCAGCUGGGCGGCCUGAAGGGCUCUAAGAUAAAGGUUCCUUCAUUCUCUGAGACACUGUCUGCUUUGAAUGUGGUACAGGUGGCUGGUGGUUCUAAAAGUUUGUUUGCAGUGACUGUGGAAGGGAAGGUAUAUGCCUGUGGAGAAGCCACGAAUGGCCGACUGGGGCUAGGCAUCUCUAGCGGGACUGUGCCCAUCCCUCGGCAGAUUACAGCUCUUAGCAGUUAUGUGGUCAAGAAGGUGGCCGUUCAUUCAGGUGGCCGACAUGCUACGGCUUUAACUGUUGAUGGGAAAGUGUUUUCCUGGGGUGAAGGUGAUGAUGGCAAACUUGGACACUUCAGCAGAAUGAACUGUGACAAGCCACGGCUUAUAGAGGCCCUGAAAACCAAGCGUAUCCGGGAUAUUGCCUGUGGGAGCUCACACAGUGCAGCCCUCACGUCCAGUGGGGAGCUAUACACCUGGGGCCUUGGAGAGUACGGCCGGUUGGGACAUGGGGAUAAUACAACACAACUGAAGCCCAAAAUGGUGAAAGUCCUUCUUGGUCACAGAGUAAUCCAGGUUGCAUGUGGAAGUAGAGAUGCACAGACCCUGGCUCUGACUGAUGAAGGUUUGGUAUUUUCCUGGGGUGAUGGUGACUUUGGAAAACUGGGCCGGGGAGGAAGUGAAGGCUGUAACAUUCCCCAGAACAUUGAGAGACUGAAUGGACAGGGAGUGUGCCAGAUUGAAUGCGGAGCUCAGUUCUCCUUGGCUCUCACCAAGUCAGGAGUGGUGUGGACAUGGGGGAAGGGGGAUUACUUCAGGUUGGGCCACGGCUCUGAUGUGCAUGUGCGGAAGCCACAAGUGGUGGAAGGGCUGAGAGGUAAGAAGAUUGUGCAUGUGGCCGUCGGGGCCCUGCAUUGCCUGGCAGUCACAGAUGCAGGGCAGGUUUAUGCUUGGGGGGAUAAUGACCAUGGCCAACAGGGCAAUGGCACAACCACAGUUAAUAGAAAGCCUACACUUGUACAAGGCUUAGAAGGCCAGAAGAUCACGCGAGUGGCUUGUGGGUCUUCACACAGUGUGGCAUGGACUACUGUUGAUGUGGCAACACCCUCUGUCCACGAGCCCGUCCUCUUUCAGACUGCAAGAGACCCUUUAGGUGCUUCCUAUUUAGGUGUGCCUUCAGAUGCUGAUUCUUCUGCUGCCAGCAAUAAAAUCAGUGGUGCAAAUAAUUCUAAGCCAAAUCGCCCUUCUCUUGCCAAGAUUCUCCUGUCAUUGGAUGGAAAUCUGGCCAAACAGCAGGCCUUAUCUCAUAUACUUACAGCACUGCAAAUCAUGUAUGCCAGAGAUGCGGUGGUUGGGGCGCUCAUGCCAGCUGGCAUGAUUGCCCCGGUGGAGUGUCCUUCAUUCUCCUCCUCGGCACCUCCUUCCGAUGUGUCUGCUCUGGCCAGUCCUGUGAACGGAGAAGAAUGUGUGCUAGCUGUUGAUAUUGAAGACAGACUGAGUCCAAAUCCAUGGCAAGAAAAGAGAGGAGAGAUGAUCUCUUCUGACGAUGCUGUGACCCCCUCUGCAGUGACCCCAUCUGCUUCCUCAGCUUCUUCUCGACCAUUUAUCCCAGUGACGGAUGACCCAGGAGCUGCCAGCAUCAUUGCAGAAACUAUGACAAAAACCAAAGAGGAUGUUGAAAGCCAAAAUAAAGCAUCAGGCCCAGAACCUCAGUCCUUGGAUGAAUUCACCAGUCUGCUGGUUGCGGAUGACACCCGAGUCAUGGUGGACUUGCUCAAGCUGUCCGUGUGUAGCCGGGCAGGGGACAAGGGCAGGGACGUGCUUUCAGCUGUGCUCUCUGGCAUGGGUACCGCCUACCCACAGGUGGCAGAUAUGUUGCUGGAGCUCUGUGUCACCGAACUGGAGGAUGUAGCCACGGACUCGCAGAGCGGCCGCUUGUCCUCUCAGCCGGUGGUGGUAGAGAGUAGCCAUCCCUACACGGACGACACUUCCUCCAGUGGCACAGUCAAGAUACCAGGGGCAGAAGGACUCAGGGUGGAGUUUGACCGGCAGUGCUCUACAGAGAGGCGCCACGACCCUCUCACAGUCAUGGACGGUGUCAACAGGAUUGUCUCCGUGCGGUCAGGCCGAGAAUGGUCUGACUGGUCCAGUGAGCUGCGCAUCCCAGGGGAUGAGUUGAAGUGGAAGUUCAUCAGUGAUGGGUCUGUGAAUGGGUGGGGCUGGCGCUUCACAGUCUAUCCCAUCAUGCCAGCUGCAGGCCCUAAAGACCUCCUUUCCGAUCGCUGCGUGCUCUCCUGUCCAUCCAUGGACUUGGUGACAUGUCUGUUAGACUUCCGCCUCAACCUCACCUCAAACAGAAGCAUUGUCCCUCGCCUCGCAGCGUCGCUGGCAGCCUGUGCACAGCUGAGUGCCUUAGCUGCCAGUCACAGAAUGUGGGCCCUUCAAAGACUGAGGAAACUGCUCACAACUGAAUUUGGGCAAUCAAUUAACAUAAACAGGCUACUUGGAGAUAACGAUGGGGAAGCAAGAGCUUUGAGUUUUACAGGUAGUGCUCUUGCUGCUUUGGUAAAAGGCCUUCCAGAAGCUUUGCAAAGGCAGUUUGAAUAUGAAGAUCCUAUUGUAAGAGGUGGCAAGCAGCUGCUCCACAGCCCAUUCUUUAAGGUACUGGUAGCUCUUGCUUGUGACCUGGAACUAGACACUCUCCCCUGCUGUGCUGAGACGCACAAGUGGGCUUGGUUCCGAAGGUACUGCAUGGCCUCCCGUGUUGCUGUGGCCCUGGACAAAAGAACACCAUUGCCACGUCUUUUUCUUGAUGAGGUGGCUAAGAAAAUUCGGGAGUUAAUGGCAGACAGCGAACACAUGGAUGUUCUCCAUGAAAGCCACGACAUUUUUAAAAGAGAGCAAGAUGAACAACUUGUGCAGUGGAUGAACAGGAGACCCGAUGACUGGACUCUUUCUGCUGGCGGCAGCGGAACAAUUUAUGGAUGGGGGCAUAAUCACAGGGGACAGCUUGGGGGCAUCGAAGGUGCAAAAGUUAAAGUUCCCACUCCAUGCGAAGCCCUUGCAACUCUCAGGCCUGUGCAGCUAAUUGGAGGAGAACAGACUCUCUUUGCAGUGACAGCUGAUGGAAAGCUGUAUGCCACUGGAUAUGGUGCAGGUGGCAGACUAGGAAUUGGAGGGACAGAGUCGGUAUCUACCCCAACAUUACUUGAAUCCAUUCAGCACGUGUUUAUUAAGAAAGUAGCUGUGAACUCAGGAGGAAAACACUGUCUUGCCCUCUCUUCAGAAGGAGAAGUUUACUCUUGGGGUGAGGCAGAAGAUGGGAAGUUGGGGCAUGGCAACAGAAGCUUCAUUGGGGGCGUUGUGCUGGUGCUGAGCCUGCAGGCAGCGGCCUUCUUCGUCUUACGCUUCCUCAAGGCCAAGGACAGCACCUACCAGACACUGCCCCAGAAGCUGCCAGGAGCUGCUGAGCCGGCGUGCCACGUUGAGUGGCUGGUGCUGUCGAUGCCUACUCGAGGGCAGAGCCUUCUGGCUUGUUGUGACAAGGACACCAAAGAAGUCGGCUGGCUGGAGGCAGCUUUCCGAAAAGUAGUACAAGCAACUAUGGUGCGAGAUCGCCAGCAUGGUCCUGUGGUAGAGCUGAACCGGAUUCAGGUCAAACGUUCAAGGAGUAAAGGCGGCCUAGCAGGCCCUGAUGGGACCAAGUCUGUCUUUGGGCAGAUGUGUGCUAAGAUGAGCUCGUUUAGUCCCGACAGCCUCCUCCUCCCCCACCGCGUCUGGAAAGUCAAGUUUGUGGGUGAAUCUGUGGAUGACUGUGGUGGAGGCUACAGUGAGUCCAUAGCCGAGAUCUGUGAAGAACUGCAGAAUGGACUCACCCCGCUUCUGAUCGUGACGCCCAAUGGGAGAGACGAGUCAGGGGCCAACCGCGACUGCUACCUGUUCAGCCCUGCCGCCAGGGCACCUGUGCACACCAACAUGUUCCGCUUUCUGGGUGUGUUACUGGGCAUCGCUAUCCGGACUGGGAGUCCCCUGAGCCUCAACCUGGCCGAGCCUGUCUGGAAGCAGCUGGCUGGGAUGAGCCUCACCAUUGCAGACCUCAGCGAGGUUGAUAAAGAUUUUAUACCUGGGCUCAUGUACAUCCGUGACAAUGAAGCCACCUCAGAGGAGUUUGAGGCCAUGAGCCUGCCCUUCACUGUGCCAAGUGCAAGUGGCCAGGACAUCCAGCUGAGCUCCAAGUACACACACAUCACCCUGGACAACCGUGCAGAGUAUGUCCGGCUGGCAAUAAACUACAGACUCCAUGAAUUUGAUGAGCAGGUGGCUGCCGUUCGGGAGGGAAUGGCCCGAGUCGUUCCUGUCCCCCUUCUUUCUCUGUUCACUGGAUAUGAAUUGGAGACAAUGGUAUGUGGCAGCCCAGAUAUCCCUCUGCAUCUCUUAAAGUCAGUGGCAACAUACAAAGGAAUCGAGCCUUCUGCAUCCCUGAUCCAGUGGUUCUGGGAGGUGAUGGAGUCCUUCUCCAACACAGAGCGUUCCCUCUUCCUUCGCUUUGUGUGGGGCCGGACAAGACUGCCCAGGACCAUCGCCGACUUCCGGGGCAGAGACUUCGUCAUCCAGGUAUUGGAUAAAUACAACCCUCCUGACCACUUCCUUCCUGAGUCCUACACUUGCUUCUUUUUGCUGAAGUUGCCUAGAUAUUCCUGUAAGCAGGUGCUGGAGGAGAAACUGAAAUAUGCCAUCCACUUUUGCAAAUCGAUAGACACAGAUGAUUAUGCUCGCAUAGCCCUUACAGGAGAGCCAGCUGCCGAUGACAGCAGUGACGACUCAGAGAAUGAGGAUGUGGAUUCAUUUGCUUCAGACUCUACGCAGGAUUAUUUAACAGGACACUGAGAUGGAGAAAUGCCAUCGCAAGACACCACGAGACUAAGCAAGGAGGCAGAGUGCUGCAGUUUAGAGUGCAGGAGAUAGUGUGUUUGAUGAGAAAUAUUAGGUCUCUAAAAUGCAUGGGGGUGGGCAGGGAGACUGAUCACUCAUGACUGAACAAUGAAUGGAAUAAUGAUCAGAAAAUCAGCCUUGCAUGUGGGGCACUAUGUGGACACUAACAUUUAUUUUUGAGACUUAAGAGGGUCUUACCCAUAAUGCUGCAUUACAUGUAGGACUUCUGUGUUUACUACAAUGUGUAAAUGUUUAUAUAAAUACUGAAUUGCAGCAUCCCCAAAAUGAAUAAAAAGCCUUUUUACUUGUGGGUGCAAUAGAUUGUUUUUUUUUUCUUUUUUCUUCUUUUCAAGUGUUGUGCAUUGUCUUGAUUGUACAUUGGAAAUACUGUGUAAUGAUUAAAUCGUAUUAUAAAUAUUUCAAUUAAUAUUACCCUGAAUUUGUUUAUUAAAAGUUUUUUGAACAUUAAAUGAUUAGUAUUACUUAAAUGCAUCUAGAGGUUAUUUAAACCAAAAUCAAAACAAAAAGGCCAUUGGUCUCCCUCUUCUCCCCGGGUGCACAUUUUAGCAUAUGCAGUAUGUAACUUGAAUUGAGGCCUUUCUGUGAGCAGUAUCUAUCAUAGAAAGUAUACUAUAUAUAAUGUUUGUGUCCUGUAUAUACCUAAAUUUUAAGUCCCUAUGAAUAAAACAUCUGUCAUAAAAAUGUAAA
Molecule: messenger RNA, 14659 nt
Organism: Leptonychotes weddellii (Weddell seal)
Lineage: Eukaryota; Metazoa; Chordata; Mammalia; Carnivora; Phocidae
Source: RefSeq, a predicted model, not a curated record